AUGUGGUUCGAAGAGCGCAGCUGGUCCAACAUGAAAAGCGAUCUUGUGGAGGAGUGGAGAGACCUGUGGUCCCUUAAGGUGGAGUUCACCGUGACCGCAGCGGCUUAUGUCUGCGCGACGACAAACUUUUUGAAUCUGCCCAAGUUGAUCCUGGAAAAUGGCGGAGUUGCUUUUGUUUCUGCGUAUGGUGCUGCUCUACUUCUCUGCGUGAUCCCGAUCAUUAUCCUCGAGUUAGCGGUGGGCCAGUUGACGGGUCGGGCUCCUGUUGGGGCGUUUUUCACGCUAUGUCCGAUUUCGAAAGGCGUCGGAGUCGCACAAACGCUCCUUUGUAUCGUCGUCUUGGCCACAAUGACGCGAUACUUGGGAAUGUUGCUGCUCUUCUUCUACUACCUAUUUUGGUCGCUGAAGGAGGAACGGCAAGAUCUUCCUUGGCUAAAAUGCCGUGGCUUUCCGGAAUUCAUCGCUUCCGGAGCGGCGUGUCGUGAUGCCGGCCAGCUGACCAACUUGACGGUUGAUGCUCACACAAAGCUGCAAACGCUCAAUCAGGAAAGCUCUAUGAUGCACUUCUUGAACACUAUCGAUCCGGCCUCUUCGUCAAUUGCCGAGUUUGUCGACUUCAACUUCUCCGUCCUGUUCAGCCACGCAGCCGUCUGGAUCGGCGUCUUCCUGAUCAUCUGCUUCGGCGUCCGGUUCAUUGGAAAGGCGGUCCCAAUCCUUCUGAUCGGGGCCUUCUCGACGAUGCUGGCGCUCGUGAUCCGGGCAUUGACUGUGGAAGGGCUGUCGGAAAUUGUGAACGUCUAUUGGAAGGCUACGGACUGGACUCGACUCCAAGAUUACACAGUCUGGGCGCUGGCUGCGGAGCAGGCGUUGAUGGCAUGCGGUGUCGGAUUCGGUGUCUUCAUCACGAUGGGCAGUUAUAAUAAGCGAACGAAUAACCUUGUCGGCGACUCCUUCGUCAUCGUCUUUGCCCACUGCGUUUUCACAAUAAUGCAGGUGGCCACCGUUAUUGGGUUGGUCGGCUAUGUUUCUGCGAGAACCGGACUACCACCCAGUGAAUUAAUGGCAAAAGGAGAACAACAACUCUACUACAUCCUCGCCUAUUUCUCGCAUUUGCCCCACUACGUUUUGUGGAGCGGAAUUUUCCUCUUCUCAUCCAUUGUCGUCCUUUAUAAUAUUUUUGCGUUGCUGUCCCUCUCGAUCCUGUCGACGCUGGAGGAUGCGCUCGGAGAAAGGGGGUUUUCUGAAAUGAAUUUGGAUAAAGUAAAACUUGCUAACCACGACCUUUUUCCGGCCGGACGUCACGCCUACGAAUUGGCCGUCGGCUCGCUGCGAUACAUCACGGUUUGGGUGAUCUUGGCGAGUGAACUGUUUGCGGUCGCUUGGAUCUACUGCAGCCAUCGACUGGGCAACGAUCUGCACUACAUCAUCUCCCCGGCUUGUUGCUGGUGCUUCGGCCAUUUCCUGCUGUUCUUCACCUACUUGUUACCUGCAGUACCAAUCGGUAUCGCCGUGUUGAAUGCGCGUCAUUACGACUUCUCAGCGUACUCGCCAGCCGUUCACGCUUGGCCCUGGAGCGAAUGGGUCGGCGCGGCCGUGGCGCUGAUUCCGCUUUUGCCGAUUGCCCUCUUUGCCAUCGCUGCCCUGCUCGGAGCUCUGUGCUAUUCUACACUCGAUGAGAGCAAGCGAGCGCGACUCUCCAAAACGGUGUCGCACCGUGUACGCCGUUUCUCUUCUGAACACUCAGCGGCGAUGCAAGCGGCAUCUCACGCUCGGUUCGCUGAUGCUCCGGGCUACAGGGACGUCCCAAUGGGAUUCCGUGACGCCCCAGGAUAUCGUCUGCUUCCACAGGCUCCGCUCGCUGAGCCCGAGCCUUUCAACGAGGCUCGC
Molecule: messenger RNA, 1887 nt
Organism: Mesorhabditis spiculigera
Lineage: Eukaryota; Metazoa; Nematoda; Chromadorea; Rhabditida; Rhabditidae
Source: the annotation of a GenBank genome assembly